Messenger RNA from Andrographis paniculata, 1769 nucleotides. RefSeq names its product BTB/POZ domain and ankyrin repeat-containing protein NOOT1-like. The record is from RefSeq and is a predicted model, not a curated record. The transcript has 2 exons. Lineage: Eukaryota; Viridiplantae; Streptophyta; Magnoliopsida; Lamiales; Acanthaceae. Gene Ontology annotation, biological process: plant organ development. The coding region runs from base 210 to 1625 and encodes 471 amino acids. Gene Ontology annotation, molecular function: protein binding.
CCCCUCUCUCCCUCUCUCUCUCUCUCUAAAUUUUCUCAUAUAUAGCAGAAAGCAGAAUCCCAUCAUCACCAUCAUUACCCACAGGUACAGCCAUUAUUUAAAUGAAUCCACCAAUCGAAAAACCAGCAGAUUAAAUAAACCCUCACCACUCUUCUUCCUCAUCAAUCCCUAAUUUCUCCAACUGCAGAAAAAACAAACAAAAAAAAAAGAUGAGCCCAGAAGACACCCUGCGAUCCCUAUCGUUGGAUUAUCUCAACCUUCUGAUCAACGGUCAGGCAUUCAGUGACGUCACUUUCAGCGUGGAAGGCCGCCUCGUCCACGCCCACCGCUGCAUUCUGGCGGCGCGGAGCCUUUUCUUCCGGAAAUUCUUCUGCGGCGGCCCGGACUCUCCUGCCGCCGGCACAGGUUCGCCCCGCGGAGCAACAGGCGGCGCCGCCGCCGCAGCAGCUCAAGUGAUUCCGGUGAACACUGUAGGGUAUGAGGUAUUCCUACUCAUGCUUCAGUUCUUGUACUCUGGGCAAGUCUCGAUUGUACCUCAGAAACACGAGCCACGCCCUAAUUGCGGGGAAAGGACGUGCUGGCACACGCAUUGCUCCUCCGCCGUCGAUCUCGCCCUCGAGACGCUCUCAGCCGCUAGAUCUUUCGGCGUCGAGCAGCUCGCUUUGCUCACUCAGAAGCAAUUGGUAAGCAUGGUGGAGAAGGCAAGCAUAGAAGAUGUAAUGAAGGUUCUAGUAGCUUCUAGAAAACAAGAUCUGCCUCAACUCUGGACCACCUGCUCCCAAUUAGUUGCAAAGUCGGGACUCCCGCCGGAGGUCCUGGCCAAGCACCUCCCCAUCGACGUCGUCGCCAGAAUCGAGGAGCUUCGCCUCAAGUCCUCCAUGGCCCGCCGCUCCCUCAUCCCUCACCACCAUCACCACCACCACCACCAGGACCUCACCGCCGCCGCCGACCUCCACGAGCAGAAAAUCCGGCGGAUGCGCCGCGCCCUGGACGCCUCCGACGUGGAGCUCGUGAAGCUUAUGGUUAUGGGGGAAGGCCUCAAUCUCGACGAGGCUCUCGCCUUACAUUACGCCGUCGAGAAUUGCAGCCGGGAAGUCGUCAAGGCUCUGCUCGAGCUCGGCGCCGCCGACGUCAAUUUUCCGGCGGGGCCCUCCGGGAAGACCCCUCUCCAUGUCGCGGCGGAGAUGGUGUCGCCGGACAUGGUGGCGGUCCUCCUCGACCACCAGGCCGACCCCAACGGUAGAACCGUCGACGGCAUUACGCCGCUCGAUGUUCUCCGGACGCUGACGUCAGAUUUCCUGUUCAAAGGAGCCAUUCCGGGGCUGAGCCACAUCGAGCCCAAUAAGCUGCGCCUCUGCCUCGAAUUGGUCCAAUCGGCGGCAAUGGUCAUGUCCAGGGAGGAGGGCAACGCCGCCGCGCCGGCUUCCGCCGCCGAGAUUUAUCCUCCGAUUAGCGACGACGGCGGUGGCGGGGGUAAUAUUAAUGUUGAUUCCAGAAUGGUGUAUCUGAAUUUGGGAGCCCAGAUGGGCGCCGGCGCCGGCGACGGAGAUGGCAGUAGCAGCCAUGGGCGGCGGCGCGCCGCUUCAAUGUACCAUCAUCAUCACUCAUCACAUAAUCAGUAUUAAUUGAUCGACUCAAGGUUCUGUCCUUGGCUGUACGUCUCUCUCUCUCUAACUUUCUCUUUCUAUAUAUAUAUAUAUUUAUGUAUGUAUAUGUAGAAGAAAAUGAACAUGAGAGGCGGUUGAUUAAUUUUGAUCAGUGGUUCUAUU